UGGCUGAGUUAUGGGCUGAUCCUGGUUUGUAGUGGGGACAGGAGGAAGGAAGGGAUGGGGAAGAAGGAAGCCUGCAAGUGUCCGGAGGUGGGAUGGAUGUACAUCAAAAAUCAGCCCUCAUCGGGAAACCCGAUGUGAGGAAUUGGAAGUUGAAUCUGAAAUGGUGAUAAUGCAGCCUGGGUCCUGGUGGGAUGAGCUCCACACAGACCCACUUGCUGCCAAGCGCCAUCUGCUCUACCCUGGUAUCAUUUCACAAAGGUAUGGGGUCUGUGAAGCUCCCACGCCAUGCUCUUGAGGACCUGCAGAGCCUCCACCACCUCCACAACAACACAUGCAGGGGGUGUCCUUCUCCCUCUGCCCAUCCACCCUCCAGCAGGAGCCCAGCCCAUGGGUGCCUGCUGCCAUCACCUCCUUCUACCAGCUCCUUCCCCACGGGGAACCACUGCAGCAACUGGUUAGGAUCCACAGACCCCCAGAACUGGGGGAAACACAGCAGCCAUCAACUUCUGAAUCAACGUUGCGCGGGAACCACGAUGGAAGAUCUGUUUUUCAACAAAUGGGGACUCUUCCAGCUCCCACCCUCUGCCCACGCUGGCACCGGGUCUUCCUGAAAACCAGUGCUCUGGGGCUGCUGCUGCUACUGCUGACUGCGCUCGGCGUGCAGGGUGAGUGACAAGCUUGUAACCACAUCCACCGCAUAGAAACCACAGCUUCUCAGAGCAGAAAUCUGGUCCUUUUCCCCCAGAGUGCUAUCUGGGCUUUGUGUCGGACUGGGGAUGACCACCCAGCAAUCCCAGUGCUUCACCCAACAUGGGCAGAAGAUGCAAGCAAUAUUUCUAUGCUUUCAGCUGGCUUCACUAAUUGAGGGCCACCACAACCAGAAUAGAUUGGCACAAAAGCUGGGGGGUCCAACCCCAUCUCUGCUUGCUUCCCAUGGCUUUGUCCCCACACAAGCACAUCUCACCCCACUUUCUGCCUAAGAGUUUCCUGGAAAGCAACACCACAUCCAAGCACUCCCCAGCACAGCGCUGAGAUCCGGGGGAGGAAUGGGGUGGAGCCGUGUGUGACCUCUUCCCUUCUGCAAUAUCUUUACCGAUCCACCAGGGGCAGCAACCUGGAAGGACCACGGAGGAGCAGCUGCUGAGGGAAGCUUUAGAGAAGGAGCCUGGGAUGGGGGAUAGCACUGGAGGUUGUGGGGACGUAUGGGGGGGGAAUCUUGGGGAGCACAUUUUUGGGAGCACUCGACAGAUGUGAGGGGUGGGGAACAGAGAGGCAGUCUCCCUGGGGGUUCCCACAGGGCUGCGGUGUCACUGAGGGAAAUGUGGCUUUUCCUGAACCGCAGAUGUGUGCUAUGAGGAGAGGGGGGAGGACCUCAAAACUGGGGCAAAUGUAUUUAAAAAGGAGAUCCAUCGCUGUAGAGCACAAAGUAGGGCCCACAGCACACACUGCCCCAUAGAUUUGGUGACCCACACUCAACUAUGGACCCCCCCAAAACCAUGUCCCAUUGCUCACCUCACAAAGUUGGAGUCCCUUCAACCAACCACGACCCAUAGAUUUGGAGAUGCCACAAUCACCUGUGGAACUCCAAACGCUGCCCCACAGACCACCCCAUGGAUUUGGAGACAACGUGUGACACAUGAGGGGUGACAGCCUGUGUGGGGCACCCCAGUAAGGGCAGCGUGUGCCACUCCACAAGUUCCAUCCCAUUGUAGUCCACAUGGUGCAAAAACUAGGGGAACACAAUUUUCACAUAGGGAGGUGACAUAAUGGAAUCAUGUCCCAAGGGUAGCAGACAGCGGUUCUCCAGCCACUCCCUGUCCCCACUGCAGUCUCACUGUCCCCAGGCUGCUCCUGCCUCAUGGCAACAAUGGUGGUGGCCCUCAUCCUCGGUGAGUGACAAUGGGGACGUGGUGCCACAGGGGUUGUUGGCCCAGUGUGGGACCAGGACCGUGUCCCUUGCAGGUUGGUGGCUGGUGACAAUGCACAGGGCACAGCAACUGCCCCGACCCUCCCUGUCGCUGCACCCCAGCCAGGGGGUGUCCCUGGGGAGACACUGUCACCCUGCGGUGCCACCUACCCAAGCCGGCUGCCUGGGUUGAGCUCUACCAGGAUGGACUUUUGAGAUCCUACAAGGACAUGGACAAGCAUCAGGUCAUGGCUGAGUUCUCCUUGGUUUGUGUUAAGCUGGAAGAUGCAAUGAAGUAUUGGUGCCAGUACCGGGUUUUGGAGCCACCGGGAGUAUCAGAGAAGAGUGUCCCCAUCGAAUUGGUGGUGACAGAUCAUCGAUAUUCCCCACCUAACAUUUCCAUCAGCCACGAAAAAACUGUGGAAGUGGGGACCAAUGUCACCAUCCAGUGCUGCAAUCAGGGCUAUGGGGGCAUCAUCUUCUUGCACAAGGACGGGCACUCAGCCCCUCUCCAGCACCAGGACCCCCAUGGCGGGGGCACAGCCACCUUCACCCUCUUUGGGGUGACUCCAGCUGACAGUGGCACCUACAGGUGCUCCUAUCACCCCAAGGCCUCCCUCUUUGUGUCCUCACCCCUUGGGGACAGCGUGACACUGGAGGUGACACCCACACUAGCACCCCCAGGUGCUGAGUUGGUGUCCCGUGGGAACCUGGUGGUGGCAGUGGUGAGGGGCUGCGCUGCUGCUCUCAUCUUUGCCCUCGGCGUCUUCUUUGUCAACGAUGCCCGCAGCCUCUGGAUACGGAGAGAUGAGAGUCUGGGGGGGGAAGGGAUUUAAUGGUUUGGAUCUCCUGUACAUCUCCUACACGUCUCCCCAGUUUUCCCCUUCCACUCCUUCCAUUCUUCUGUAGAAACCACCAGGUUUCUACCAUUGGAUCCACUGAAGGUUGCCUAUCGAUUCCCUCAGAUGUUCCCUGCCCCCAUCCCAUCUCCUAUAAAUCCAUCAUGUAUCCCCUGCCUCCCCUUCCAGACCCUAUAAAUUAUCUAGUCCCAGUCAUCUUGUGCAUCUGUGUCCAUCAUUUACAGAUCCACUAUAAAUCCACCCAAGCGUUACCUGCCUCCUCUUGCGUCCCCUUCCUAUUCUCACAAGUCCAACAAGUUUCAAACCCCCUUCAUCCCCCAUAACCCCACAAUGCUCCUGUUCUAUUUUGACUCCGGUGCCUACCCACAAAUUCCUGAGGCUGUGCACUUCCAGAUAGGUCUUUGGGUCAGGGACCCCUGAUCCCAGCCUGUUCCUGGGCACCUCAUACUCCACCUGGAACCCAAAUCCCUGCCCAUGUGGACCCCGGGAUCCCCCAAAUCAGAUGGCUUACUCUAACCUUGUGUGAUGCUCAAAAUCCUGACCAGGGGGAAGCACGAAUCUGCAUUGUUGAGAUCCCCCAGGGCCCAAAUCAAAGUCCUUGCACCAACUGGGGAAAACCCAGCCAUAAACAUCCCCCUGACAGUGUGGGCAAUCCAUACAAUGUAAUAGGACCCCCAAAAGGCACACAUAUUUACUUGCAAUAUCAGACCAGUGUUACCCCAAAUCAAAGUCCCCCCACAUCCCCAAACACACCAUCACUGACCACACCCACACACUUACAACGGAGAUGUCCCUCCUCACAGCCAUACUGAGGAACCCCACAGUGGUUCUCCACCGUCUCCAGUUGUAGGAGAAUGGCUCAAAGAGCAAGGACAUUGUGAGUACGAGUGCUACGUGCACUACCCAGGCUAUGAGACCUUGAAGCUGUCAAAGCAAAAAGAAAAGCUGAGGCUGCAGUUAAGAUAAGGGGGAAGCUAGCCUGGGGAGAGACUAAGGCAAUGGAAUGUGAGGAACAGUGUGAAAAGCCACGUGAUGAUUAAUGCUGGACCAAUAGCUUUGCGAGCAAGACGCGUGAUUUCUGUAUGCUAACCAAUCAUGAGCUGACUAUCUCCGUGUGCACCCUGUAUUUCUGUAUGAGCUGAUUUGGGCAAUAAAUCGAAGCUCCACCAUUA
This is a messenger RNA of Gallus gallus (chicken), 3938 nucleotides long. It is a transcript of the gene CHIR1A4, whose product is annotated as osteoclast-associated immunoglobulin-like receptor. NCBI's taxonomy places the organism in Eukaryota, Metazoa, Chordata, Aves, Galliformes, Phasianidae. The coding region runs from base 2137 to 2742 and encodes 201 amino acids. The record is from RefSeq and is a predicted model, not a curated record. The transcript is spliced from 4 exons.